Hylaeus volcanicus is the source of this 1279-nucleotide messenger RNA. RefSeq lists its product as uncharacterized. Bases 104 to 1132 code for a protein of 342 amino acids. Gene Ontology annotation, biological process: beta-D-galactose catabolic process via UDP-galactose, Leloir pathway. Gene Ontology annotation, cellular component: cytosol. NCBI's taxonomy places the organism in Eukaryota, Metazoa, Arthropoda, Insecta, Hymenoptera, Colletidae. The record is from RefSeq and is a predicted model, not a curated record. The transcript is spliced from 7 exons. Gene Ontology annotation, molecular function: UDP-glucose 4-epimerase activity.
GAUUGUUUUCAAUCAGAUACUGCAGGUCGGAUUGAGAUUAUCGUUUGCACUGAGAAAGAUAAGAGAAUUAUAUUUUGUGUAGCAAUUUUUCUUUUUAGUAAAAAUGAAUCAGGAUAUACCACAUAUUCUUUGCACUGGGGGCGCAGGAUACAUAGGAAGCCACACGAUAGUCCAUUUUUCAGAAAACACGCAGUAUCGACUUACAAUAUUAGAUAAUUUGAGUAAUUGUUCGAUUAAAGUGCUUGAUCGAAUUAAUUUGUUAUGUAAAAAAAAAAUUACAUUUUUAAAUGUCGAUCUUUGCAACGAAGAACAGAUUAUGAAGGUUUUCUCCAAUGAGAAAUACGACGCUGUGAUUCAUUAUGCGGGACUUAAGGCAGUAAAUCAGUCGGUGGAACAACCACUGCAAUAUUAUUCAAAUAACCUUUGUGGAACCAUAAAUCUUCUUAAAGCUAUGGAAAAAUUUGGUUGUACAACAUUAGUAUUUUCUUCAUCAGCAACAGUGUAUAAAUUAUCACAAAAUCAAUUAAAAGAAGAAGAUUCUUUAGAACCUAGUAAUCCUUAUGGUAAAUCGAAACUUUUUAUAGAACAAAUGCUAAAGGACAUUUUUUUGGCCCGACCUAACUGGAAAAUAUCCAUUUUAAGAUACUUUAACCCUAUCGGAGCACACCCAUCUGGGAUGAUAGGAGAUUCACCCGAACAUACUUUAAAUUUACUUCCUUAUAUUCAGAAAGUUGCUAUAGGUCACAAACCUUACCUUGAUGUAUUUGGAACAAAUUGGAACACACCAGAUGGCACUGGCGUUCGUGAUUAUAUACAUGUCAUUGAUCUCGCUGAAGGACAUUUAGCAGCCUUGCGCUAUCUUGAAAAACAAGAUAAGGGUUGUUGUAUAGUUCAUAAUUUAGGUAGUGGCAACGGUGUCUCAGUGAAAGAAAUGGUGCAAUGGUUUGAAAGAGUAUCCGAUAGAAAAAUACCAAUGCGUUUUGUUGAAAGACGUCCUGGUGAUUUGCCUUCUGUUGUUGCGGAUUCAUCCAAAGCGUUUCAUGAUUUGAAGUGGAAGCCUACCCACACUGUUGAGGAUGCUUGUAAAUCUGCCUGGAUAUGGCAAUCUAAUAACCCAAAUGGAUACGAAUAAUUAUUUUUAAUAGAAUCAAGGAAAACAUUUCAUUGGCAACAACCGUUUUAAAAAUACAUAGUGUUCACGAUACUUUUUCUUUUUUUAUUUGCAUGCUAAGUUAGAAUAACAAAAAAAUUAAAAAAUGUGCUUAAUUCAUCAUGAAAA